Molecule: messenger RNA, 1741 nt
Organism: Drosophila takahashii
Lineage: Eukaryota; Metazoa; Arthropoda; Insecta; Diptera; Drosophilidae
Gene: Zpr1
Product: zinc finger protein Zpr1
Cellular component (GO): nucleus; cytoplasm
Molecular function (GO): zinc ion binding
Source: RefSeq, a predicted model, not a curated record
GCUGCUAUCGAUGAUUCUCCAACUCAACACAACUCACGUUUUCAGAUCAAGUUCAAUUUAAUUUCAGUAAAUAGACAGAGAAAACGAGUGAUAUUCCAUGUCCACCCUGAGCCAGUCCAGUCCGCCGGAUGAGGAGGCGGCCCAAUCCAUCCGGCCGGAGCCCAUCUUCCGGGAGAUCAACGCUGACCAAGCGGACGAGGUGGUCGAGAUCGAGUCCGCCUGCAUGAGCUGCUUCCAAACGGGCGUCACCCGGCUGCUGCCCACCAAGAUACCCUUCUUCCGGGAGGUCGUGCUCAUGUCCUUCAAGUGCGACCACUGCGGCCACAUCAACAACGAGAUGCAGUCGGCCUCGGAGAUCCAGAAGUCGGGCAUUCGCAUCGAGCUGCAGGUGCGCACACCCGGCGAUCUCAAUCGGCGCGUGGUGCGUUCGGAUAACUCCAGCGUUCGCAUACCCGAGGUGGAGCUGGAGAUACCGGUGCAGUCGCAGAAGGGCGAGGUGACCACCGUCGAGGGCAUCAUUGAGCGAACGAUAGCCGGUUUGUCGCAGGAUCAGGAGAAAAGGCGCAUUGAUCAUCCGGCCGCGGGUGCCUCCAUCGAUGAGUAUAUCGAGCGACUGCAUCGCCUGAAGGCGCUGGCCACGCCCUUUCGCCUGCUCCUCGAGGACAUCUCGGGCAACAGCUUCGUCGAGAAUCCCUUGGCGCCCGCUGCCGAUCCGCAGCUCAAGACGUCGCACUUUAAGCGCACCCGCGAGCAAAACGAGCUAUUGGGCCUGUACGAGCAGAACCACGAGGAGCAGCACCUGCUGAAGCCCAUCGCCGAGGACGCGUGGCCCAUCGAGAGUCUGCACGGCGAGGUGCUGCAGUUCCCCACCAACUGUCCCAACUGCCAGGCGCCCUGCGAGACGAACAUGAAGCUUACGAACAUACCGCACUUCAAGGAGGUGGUCAUCAUGGCCACCGUCUGCUCGGCCUGUGGCCACAAGACGAACGAGGUGAAGUCGGGUGGAGGAGUGGAGGCGCAGGGCAUUCGCUUUCGCGUGCAGAUCGCCAGCAAGGAAGAUUUGACGCGGGAUGUGUUGAAGUCCGAGACAUGCAGCCUGUCCAUACCGGAGCUGGACUUGGAGGUGGGUCCGCACGCCCUCUGCGGACGCUUCACCACCGUCGAGGGACUGCUCGUCGCGAUGCGGGAUCAGCUGGACGGCACGCUCUUCCACGACUCGGCGGAUGCGGCCACCAAGCAGCAGAUGCAGCGAUUCCUCGACACCUUCGACGAUGUGAUGAACCUGAAGCAGGUCAUUACGCUUGUGCUGGAGGAUCCCGCCGGCAACACGUAUGUGCAAUCCCUGAGCGACGAUGACGAUGCCGCCGAGCCGGACGACAAGCUCACGGUGGAGCGCUACGAUCGCUCCUUCGAGGACAACGAGGAUCUGGGCCUCAACGACAUGAAGACCGAGGGCUACGAGCAGGACGCGUGAUGAUCGUCCUGAUGGUGCGAUUUCUGCAUUUACAGCUUACGUUUCUUAGUUUCCAGUUACAAAUUAAAGCGGGGUUUUCUUACUCUGGAUCAGUAAAUAAAGAUUUACAAAAGGGGCAUCACUUAAAUGUAUCCAACUAAAAUAUGAAAAUCAAAAAAUAACAUUUUUUACAUCUAGUUGGGGCUUACAGUUUACGUUUCUUAAUUUAUAGUUUCAAAUCAAAUAGGGCUUUCUUUCUUAUUCUGGAUCAGUAAAUAAAGAUUUAAA